Messenger RNA from Caretta caretta (loggerhead turtle), 1163 nucleotides. It is a transcript of the gene NFYB, whose product is annotated as nuclear transcription factor Y subunit beta. The record is from RefSeq and is a predicted model, not a curated record. Gene Ontology annotation, cellular component: CCAAT-binding factor complex; nucleus. Gene Ontology annotation, molecular function: RNA polymerase II cis-regulatory region sequence-specific DNA binding; protein heterodimerization activity; DNA-binding transcription activator activity, RNA polymerase II-specific. Lineage: Eukaryota; Metazoa; Chordata; Testudines; Cheloniidae. Gene Ontology annotation, biological process: regulation of transcription by RNA polymerase II.
GGAGGCGGCGCGGAGGGAGGGCAGGCCGGCUGCGGGAAGCGGGGCUCCGCGCUGGGACUGGUUCCUUCGCAGCCAUUUUCUGUCCAACCAAACAGCCGAUUUGCGGAGGGAGCCAACCAGGGCCGCACUGGAGAUGGAUGGUGACAGUUCUACAACAGAUGCUUCUCAGUUAGGAAUUGCUGGAGAGUACAUUGGUGGUAGUCACUUUGUAAUACAGCCUCAUGAUGACACUGAGGACAGUAUGAAUGAUCAUGAAGACACAAAUGGCUCAAAAGAGAGUUUUAGAGAACAAGAUAUAUAUCUUCCAAUUGCAAAUGUGGCAAGGAUAAUGAAAAAUGCCAUACCCCAGACAGGAAAGAUUGCUAAAGAUGCAAAGGAGUGUGUGCAAGAGUGUGUAAGUGAAUUCAUCAGCUUUAUAACAUCUGAAGCAAGUGAGAGGUGUCAUCAAGAGAAACGAAAGACUAUCAAUGGAGAGGAUAUUCUCUUUGCCAUGUCUACCUUGGGAUUUGAUAGUUAUGUUGAACCUUUGAAGCUGUAUCUCCAAAAAUUCAGAGAGGCAAUGAAAGGAGAGAAAGGGAUUGGAGGAACAGUUACAACUGCAGACGGUCUUAGUGAGGAUCUCACAGAAGAAGCAUUUACUAACCAGUUGCCAGCAGGUUUAAUAACUACAGAUGGCCAACAGCAAAAUGUUAUGGUUUAUACAACAUCUUAUCAACAGAUCUCUGGUGUUCAGCAAAUUCAGUUCUCAUGAUUUGAAGAAGGCUUUGGAUUUGGGAAUGGAAGAGAGAGACAAGAAAGCUGUACAACUUGUGAGAAGAGACAUUAGUUUAAAAUGACAGAGGAGAGAGUUGUCUCUUUGUACAUUAAAUAGCUGUAAUGUAGCUACCUGAGGCUUGACUAAUGGAGGUGUGAAUUCUGACUCAAAUCUUUUUUCAUGAAUUUUAAAAAAAAUUGGAUUUUAAGGGUAUUAAAGUAUUUUUGUUUUGUACAAGAGUUUGUUGCUCUGUAUAACUCCUGUAUGCAUUGUAUAUUGCAAUUUAUUACUGUCAGAGAUUUGUAGACAGUUUCUUAUUUUCAUAUUGAAUCAUGUUACUUUUGUAAUUCAAGUAAACAGCUGAGUUUAAUUCAUGUUUACCCUUUGAAUAAAAUAAGGGUAAAGUUCA